GUGUCGACUUGCUGCCCAGCACUCCGAGACUUGCCCCAAAAUGUAGUUUUCUGAUCCAGAUGCUGUGCUUCUCUUCUGAGUAAUGGUCCAGCAGGCAGGAUGCUGGGGAUGGCACGGCCAACACAAAGCUCUGCUGGAGCACUGAGCCGGCUGCAGAGUCAGAAAACACACCUGAAAAGCAUUUGUCUGCAGUAUCUGCUUCUGAACAGCCAUUGCUUUUGCCUUUUAAAGAAUGGAAUGGGACUAAUCAUCUUCUUCCUAUGUGCUUAUGUACCAAAGACAGAAGCAGGUCAAUGCAAGUGGGAAGUAGUUCUGAAAGAUUUGCAAACGAUCAAGACAUCCAAAGAUAUUGAUGUCAGUUUAUACACUGCAAAUGCAGACGAGGAUGAAGAAUGCCAAGAACUUGUAAUGAGGUGCUUUUUCUUAGAGACAGAAGUGAUAUUUCAAGAAUGUCGUAUCAAAAAUUGUAGUAAAACACAGGAUGUGUGGAACAUAUGGAAAAAUGGAAAUGACAGCUUCGAAAAAAAUAAGUUGGCUUCCACAAAAUCAGAAAAAUGCAAAGAAUGUGAAGAAUAUGAAGAAAAAAAUUUUACAGAAUUUGUACAAAAUUUUGAAAAGGUUAUACAAAGGUAUUGCAAACACUGAUCAAAAAGACAUAAGCUGGGAAACAAGAUUCUUACAUGAACACCCUCAGAGAAAUUAGAUUACCACCAAAAAUAAACCAGAAAAAAAAUAUAAUCCUUUUGGCUGUCUCUUAAUAAUCUGCUUCUAUUGUGAUUUUCAGGCACCUCCAUUUCUCUAUCUUCAGCUGAUAAAUGGCUGAGUCAUUCAGCUGUCCACUUACUGGGAAGGAAGUUUCAAUCUCAUUAUGGCAACAAACACACUGCCUGCUUCUCUUUUAUUGUUGGGAUGCUCCCCACAGUCAGUCUUUAGCACUGCGAGGAGAUGAAUCAACAGUAGACUGCAAGAGGAAGGACAUCAAUGGGAGCAUGUGGGAUGUCAUCUUCCAAGGGACUUGUAGACAAACAGCAGCUUCCCUAGUAAAGGAAGGGCAAAGAGAAACUCCUGAAAAUGUGGG
Messenger RNA from Camarhynchus parvulus, 1078 nucleotides. RefSeq names its product interleukin 15 (gene IL15). Gene Ontology annotation, molecular function: cytokine receptor binding; cytokine activity. The transcript has 9 exons. Bases 100 to 645 code for a protein of 181 amino acids. Gene Ontology annotation, cellular component: extracellular region. Gene Ontology annotation, biological process: positive regulation of T cell proliferation; positive regulation of immune response; positive regulation of cytokine production. The record is from RefSeq and is a predicted model, not a curated record. NCBI's taxonomy places the organism in Eukaryota, Metazoa, Chordata, Aves, Passeriformes, Thraupidae.